Molecule: messenger RNA, 2248 nt
Organism: Limulus polyphemus (Atlantic horseshoe crab)
Lineage: Eukaryota; Metazoa; Arthropoda; Merostomata; Xiphosura; Limulidae
Product: corepressor interacting with RBPJ 1-like
Exons: 11
Coding region: 175-1149 (324 amino acids)
Biological process (GO): negative regulation of DNA-templated transcription
Cellular component (GO): nucleus
Molecular function (GO): transcription corepressor activity
Source: RefSeq, a predicted model, not a curated record
GCAGUAAGUUUUUUCAAAAAUGGUGGCUAUACCUUACGAUUACGACGCAAGAAACACUACUGCAAGUUUGUUUUGAUCUGUUACAUUCUUCCACGGUUCUAGAGAUUAUUGUGUUGCUGUUGAUUAUUAAUAUUAUUUAAACAUUUUCCAAUUAAAAGUUAACAUUCGUUUAAAAUGGGUAAAGGUUACAAUAACUACAUGUGCAAAAAGCCCUUUCACCCAGGUUCGAAAGCAAACAUCAAAAGGACAUGGAUGGCAGAGCAGAGGACAGAGAAUGAAAAGAAAAAACAAGAUGACCUCAGACAGCAGUAUGAGAAAGAACAAGACCUCUAUAAUAAUAGGGCACUGAUCAGCAAGGAAAGUAAAGAAAAACUGGCUCUCAAUUUUAUGUAUGAAGCACCACCAGGAGCAAAGAGAGAAAGACAGAAAGAAGAUGAUGAACCAGAAUACAAGUUUGAAUGGCAGAGGAAAUACAAUGCACCAAGAGAAGAUUUUGCAAAGGAUAAUGCAGAGAUUCGUGAUCAACCCUUUGGAAUACCGGUAAGGAAUGUUCGAUGUAUAAAGUGUCACAAGUGGGGUCAUAUUAACACUGAUAAGGAAUGUCCACUGUUUAAUAAAGCCAGCACAUCUUCUUUGCCAACAACUCAAAUGGACCCUCUAGAAUUAAUGAGGCAGAUGAGAGAUGAAGGAUAUUCUUUAAAACAAAACAUCCUUGGUCACCGAAUGGAUCCAAGUCAGUCUAAUCAGCAAAUGUUAGAAAGUGAAGAUGAAGAAGAUCCAGAGGUUGCUUUUCUCAAAACUCUGUCCACAAAGCAGAAGAAAAAGCUUCUCAGAAAACUGAACAAGCUUGCUGAAAAACAUGAACAGGAAAAGAAGAAGAAAAAAUCAAAAAAGAAAAAAAGCCAUAAAAAGUUAUCUGAUUGUUCAGACUCAGAUGUUUCUUGUAAAGCAAAGAAGAAGAAGAAAAAGAAGUCAAAAAAGAAGUCUCACCAUUAUACCAGUAGCAGUAGUUCUAGCACUGAUAAUGAAGAUGAAGUGAAGAGCUUUUCAUCAUCAAACUCUGAUGUAACUACAAAAAAGAGAAAACGUAAAAGUGAUCAUCAUAAGGAAGAAACCAACAAAAGGCAUAAAGUUCAAAAAGGCCAUUGAUACAAACAUUAACAUAAAGUUUAUCAUAAUCCAAGCUGAAUUGAUAAAUGUGAGAGUAAUUCCUUCAAGCUUGGAUUCUCUUUGAAAUUUCAAGAGGGAAGAAAACAUGUAAUGAAUUUUAUUUCAUUUAGUCUUAAUGUAUUAUAAAAACACAUCACAAGUAUUGAGACAAGUGUUAAACCAACAAAGACUUUAAUUUAGACUUAUUCAUAUGGCCAGGCUUACAGCUUAUUGUAGAGAUGUACAAAUCAUUACUUUUUUAGCUGUGACAUAGUAGCUCAUAGAAUGGCUCUUAAGUUUUUUUGAUCAAGUACAAACUUUUAGCUCAUAACUCCAUCUCUUGACCCAUUUGAGAUCUAAUUACAGCUGUGGCUAUUGAGGAUUCCUUCUUGUUUUUGUAGAACAUCGUACUUUAUACAGAGCUCAAAAAUUUUUUAUUGUUAACAAACGUAGUCAUUAAAAAUACUUGUAUGCAAAAAAAAAAUGCAGAGUAUGAAAAGUUGAAGUGGGUGUUUAUGCCUAAAACUUGGGUCAUGCUGAAGUUCCUUGGUCCAAAACAUUGACCACUAUCUCGUAAAGCCAUUUAAAUAUCUAUUUUAUUUAAAGUUCUGUAUACUGUUGAUGCAUUUGUUUGUCACAUAUGGAAGUUAAAGUGUUAAGAAAUUAACUUUGAAGUCAUGCAAAUAAUUGUUUUCUUCACAUAGUGUGUUGCAUUAAAUGUCAAGAUUAGUGGACAGAAACUUGAUAAAAUAUCACACAAAUUACAUACUAAUGUUGAAUGUUUGUUGUGAGGCUGAGUGUUAUAGCAAAUCCAAUCCAAAUGUGAACUGUUUGAUGUAAAAAUACAUAGUUUUUGUGGAUCUGUUUCUGUACUGGAGAAUCACUUUUGUUUUCUUUAAAUGUUAAUUAUGUUUGACUAUAAAAUUUUACAAAUAUUAAUUAAAGUGAUGUUACUUCUUUAAUUAAUAUAGAAAUUGUUUUAUCUUGGUAUAGGGUUUAACACAAAAAUGUUAAAAUUGAAUUUAAUCCAGAAUAAUUCUUUGUGACCAGUACUUACCUUAAAGUAUACAACUUACAAAAUUCUCUGGAAAAAAAAAAA